Messenger RNA from Amborella trichopoda, 1658 nucleotides. RefSeq names its product Serine/Threonine-kinase. Lineage: Eukaryota; Viridiplantae; Streptophyta; Magnoliopsida; Amborellales; Amborellaceae. The record is from RefSeq and is a predicted model, not a curated record. Gene Ontology annotation, biological process: regulation of cellular response to heat.
UCUCUUCUCUUCAAACCAGGAGCGCCGCGUUCCCUAUACGCCACAAAUCCCUCUCUCUCUCUCUCUUUCUCUCUUCCUUUCAAAAUCCCCAUCAAAUCCUUCUCUCUCUCUUCCUUUCAAAAUCCCCAUCAAAUCCUUCUCUCUCGACCUUUUAAAUCUUCCCUAUCUCCCCCCCCCUCUCUCUCUUGAUUUCAAAUUCCCUCUCUAUCUAUCCUGUUAAAAUAUUUUCAAUCUCUCUCUCUCUGUAAGUAAUGGCAAAGCCUAAGAGCAGAAGGGGAGAUAAGAGAAAGAAAAACGAGAGCAAUUCACCUGAAGAGCUUCCAAAGCGUUCAACAAAAGCUUCCCGAGGUGGAAAGAGAGUCAAGGCUCCUGCUGCUCCUAAACCUAUAGAAGAGCCUGAAAUCAUAGAGGAUCAGAGGAAUUUGGAAGAUCUAUGGAAAGCAGCAUUCCCCGUUGGCACUGAGUGGGAUCUAUUGGAUUCUGUAUACAAGACCAACUGGAACUUCUCCAAUCUGGAGAAUGCAUUUGAAGCGAAUGGAGUUCUUUAUGAGAAGACUCUGUAUAUUUUUGGCUGCACAGAACCUCAAAUGAUCGACUUCAGUGGUACUCAAAAAAUCAUUUGUAUUCCUGUCGUUGUGGCUGUGGUCUCCCCAUUUCCUCCUUCUGACAAGAUAGGGAUAAAAUCUGUGCAAAUGGAAGGUGAAACAAUAGUACCAAUGAAAGAAAUGAAAAUGGACUGGGUUCCAUACAUUCCUUUCGAGGAUAGAGGUAUUUCUGUGGAGCGGUUGAAGUCUCAAAUCUUUACUUUGAGUUGCACACAGAGAAGGGCCGCCCUAAAGCACCUCAAGACGGAUCGCAUCAAGAAAUACGAUUAUUGCCUGCCAUAUUUUUACGAUCCUCGGAAGGAGGAUGAUACGGAACUGGAAACAACAGUUCAAUUAAUGUACCCCAUGGAACCUCCUGUUGUUUGCGAAUUUGAUUGGAGUUUUGAUGAAGUUGAGGAUUUUACUGAUGAUCUGAUCAAGGAGGAGAAACUCCCUGAAGAUCAGAAAGAGAAAUUCAUGAACUAUGUCAAGGAGCAAGUAAGAGAAGCAAAGAAGCAGCAGCGGGAGGCAAAGGAGGCUCGCAGGAAAGCAAUCGAAGACAUGAGUGAGGAGAAGAGAAUUGGCCUCCAGAACAUGCGAUUUUACAAGUUCUAUCCUGUUCAGACGCCAGACACCCCCCCUAUACCAAACAAGUGUUCAUACAUAAACCGGUAUUACGGCAAAGCACAUCAAGUUCUGUGAGGCGAAGUAAUCCAUCAAAAUGCAUUUGGCAGUUUCAUUCGCUCGAGGAAAUUGAGCAAAAGUUUUGUUCACUAGAUGGACAUGCAAUGGGCCUUGCUUAAUAUGUUAAUACCAUUGAAAAAGGCGGCCUCGUCCUCGAUCAUGAUCAAUCACUAGUGGCCCCAUUCUCAGGUGCUUCCUAGGCAGGCUUAGGCCUCAUUGAACAUUGUAACGUGAUUCCACAUCAUGUGACAUUAGCUUAGACCUUAGAGGAAUAAUUGAAAGCAAUUUUCUUUAGCCUUGAUAUUGCAAGAAUUAGAAACAGAACUGUUGAAACUAGAUGAAUGUAUCAUCCGAGGUCUUUUCUAAAACGUAUGCUUUUAGAUUUCUGUC